AUGGGCAGUUUAGGUCAGCUGGAGGAGUUGUAUGUGAAGUCCAAUGUCCUAAAAGGCUCUACUCUUGUGCCUGUCCUCAACAUAUCUUCUUUGACUACUUUGGCUCUAUAUGGAAACAACAUGAGUGGCAGUCUUCCGGACAAUAUAUGUGAGCAUCUUCCAAGUAUUCGAAUUUUGAAUUUGGGUAAAAACCAGUUUGACGGUCUGAUUCCCUCCAAACUGUGGCAAUGCAAAGAGCUUCGUGAAUUGGUAUUAGGUGUUAACAAUUUCUGUGGAAGCAUACCCAUAAGUCUUGGCAAUUUGACCUACUUAACCAAGAUUCAGAUUGAUGACAAUAAUUUAACAGGUACAAUACCGGAUGAGAUUGGUGAUCUUCCGCAGUUAGAGAUUUUGGGAUUGGGGAUUAAUAAUCUCAAUGGCGUCAUCCCAUCCAAACUCUUCAAUAACUCCAUGAUAAGAGGAAUAGGGCUUUAUUUUAAUCAGCUCUCAGGAAGCCUCCCAGCAUACAUAGGUCUUAACGUUCCAAACCUAGAAUACCUUGAAGUAGCCAGAAAUAACCUCGUGGGCGGACUACUCCCUAACCUCUCCAAUGCUUCCAAGCUCAGGGUGCUAGACAUGAACACAAACUCAUUUACUGGGUUUCUUCCUAGCACGCUCUGUUCCUUGAAAAACCUCGAGGUUCUUAACUUGCACUCGAAUAAUUUGGCAAUUGAUGCUUCUACUCCACAAGCAGCAAGCACUCUCUCUUGCUUGUUUAAUCUCAGAAAUUUGACAAGAUUGUCCUUGGGAGACAAUCCACUAAACACCACGAUUCCAGCUUCUCAUAGGAAUCUCUCUACGUCACUCCUAUAUGUGAAUUUAAUCCGUUCCAACAUCAGGGGCAACAUUCCAGUUGAUAUUGGCAACUUGAGCAGCUUGAUAUCACUACAACUGGGAAACAAUCAGUUGAGUGGAGCAAUUCCAACUUCAAUACAAAGGCUACAAAAUCUCCAAGGUUUGUAUUUGUACAAUAACGAACUGGGAGGACAUAUCCCAUAUGAACUCUGUCAACUAAACAACCUAGCCGAGUUAUUUUUGGGUGGUAAUCGGCUCUCUGGUUAUAUUCCUUCCUGCUUGGGUACUUUGGCAGUAGCUCUAAGAAGUCUAUCGUUAGGGUCCAAUUUGUUAACUUCAAAAAUUCCAUCUUCCUUGUGGGAACUCAAGUAUAUACUGCACCUAAACUUGUCAUCCAAUUCUCUAGUUGGACCACUCUCAGAAGACAUCGGAAAGUUGAAAAAUGUGGUGGAUAUAGAUUUAUCAAAUAACCAUUUCUCGGGAAACAUUCCCGAUAGCAUUGGGGGUCUUCAGAAUAUGAUUAAUUUUUCCUUGGCAACAAUUAUUUAG
This is a messenger RNA of Malus domestica (apple), 1383 nucleotides long. The record is from RefSeq and is a predicted model, not a curated record. NCBI's taxonomy places the organism in Eukaryota, Viridiplantae, Streptophyta, Magnoliopsida, Rosales, Rosaceae.